This is a messenger RNA of Ostreococcus lucimarinus CCE9901, 1289 nucleotides long. RefSeq lists its product with no specific name. The record is from RefSeq and is a predicted model, not a curated record. NCBI's taxonomy places the organism in Eukaryota, Viridiplantae, Chlorophyta, Mamiellophyceae, Mamiellales, Bathycoccaceae. The transcript has a single exon. The coding region runs from base 15 to 1289 and encodes 424 amino acids.
UGAAGCGAUUCACGAUGGUGACGAACGCGUCCGCGUCGACGUCGACGUCCACGUUCGGCACCGCGCGCGUGUUCGCCUUGGCCGUCUUCUUCGUCGUCAUCGCGCGUCGACCGCGGCAAACUUGUCGCCAGUUGGCGCUCGUCGUGCGACUGACGAUACGGCUGUCGAGAUAUUCAACCAUCGCGUGGGUGUUCAAGCUCAUGGGAUUGAUCGUGUACGCCGCGGUGUUGUCACCCGCCUUCGUGCGCGUCGCGUGGACGUACUUGACCGACGCCAACAUCGAACGCGGCGUCGCGUACGGAACCGCGGGGAGAAACGCGCUGGAUUUAUACUUUCCGAACGAUGGCGGAGCGCGAGGACGACGACGGAGGAAACGCGCGAUCGGGCGAAGCGAGAGAGAUAAAACGCAAGAUGACGACGAUUGGAGCGAAGAUGAACGGAAACCGGUGGUGAUCUUCGUGACGGGUGGAAUGUGGAUUAUCGGUUACAAGGCGUGGGGCGCCCUCCUGGCGCAGCGUUUGGCGCGACGAGGGGUGAUUGUGGCGUCCUUAGAUUAUAGAAACUUCCCACAAGGUACGGUUGGAGACAUGAUCGCAGACGUGGGAAACGGUAUAGGCUGGGUUCUCGAGCGCUUAGAGGCGCUGGGAGGGGAUAAGAGACGCGUCGUCAUCGUCGGACAAUCCGCGGGGGCGCACAUCUCGGCGACGGCGUUGUUGCGACAAACGGAGUGGACGUCGCGGUCGCAACGCGACGGCGGUGUCGCCGGGCCGUGCUCGUGGUCGCCUGCAGCGAUUUCGAAAUUCAUAGGAAUAUCCGGCGUGUACGCCCCGGACGACGAGGCGCUCAUCGAGCACGUCCAUCGUCAAGGCCUGUACAAGAACGUGUUUUGGUCAAUCAUGGAGGCUGGAUUUUCAGGCGCACGCGCUGCGGAGGCUCUUCCUCGCGCGUCGCCGGUUUCAAUCUUACGCGAGUACGACGUGAGACAAAACGUGAGAAUCAUACCGCCCGUCAUGCUCUGUCACGGUGAGGCGGACACGUCGGCGCCGCCAGAGCAAUCAAAGAUGUUUGCUCGCGCGUUGAAAAAUGUUGGCAUCGCGGUGGACGAGCGCUACUACCCGGACAAGACGCACACCGACCCUUUCGUCACUGAUCCGAUCCUUGGUCGAGAUAUCUUGCUCGAUGAUAUCACGAACUGCAUUUUUGGUCGACGUUUGCAGGAUACGUUCGACGAAAAGCCUCUGAUUCCCCGAAUCUUUGUUGCGGUGGCGCGAAAGUUUGUUCCGUUUUAG